Messenger RNA from Salvelinus sp. IW2-2015, 2226 nucleotides. Its product is annotated as chaperone Ric-8B-like. Gene Ontology annotation, biological process: G protein-coupled receptor signaling pathway. Gene Ontology annotation, molecular function: guanyl-nucleotide exchange factor activity; G-protein alpha-subunit binding. The record is from RefSeq and is a predicted model, not a curated record. Gene Ontology annotation, cellular component: cytoplasm; plasma membrane. NCBI's taxonomy places the organism in Eukaryota, Metazoa, Chordata, Actinopteri, Salmoniformes, Salmonidae.
ACAUGAGUCCUCUAUCUAUCUCUAUGAGCUAGCCUAACCGGAGCCAGCUGUGUCAGAUGAAUAGAGAGAAAUAGGGUGUCAUUUGUUCAGAAACUUACUCUAACGUUACAAUUAUUGAAUUGUCAUCGAAAUAUUUGAAUAAUGGAUUUAAACAGUAUCCUGUUGCAGCUUGAAACUGACAAUGAAGAGGACAUUGAAAGGCUUUUGCACCAGUACAACGGAGAGAAUAAUCUAACAUUCACCUUUGACCCAAAAGGGGAGGAUCUACGAAGUAGGCUGUGUCAGGGCCUACUGACUGUGCUGGGGAGGCAGGUUGGGCCCCGCUGUCAGAGUACCUGCCUGGAGACCCUCCGCAUUCUGUCCCGAGACAAGCGGGUCCUGGGCCCUGUGGAAACCCAGGAGGGCAUGCUGGUCCUGGCCGGGCUGGCACGGUUGCGGGGGGGAGCGGAAGGGGGUGACAGCCUGCAGGGGGAGGUCCAGAUAGAGGAAAAAGAGAGGGUAGUGGUGGAGGCCCUCAAGUGCCUGUGUAACGUGGUGUUCAACAGCGCAGCGGCGCAGCAGGUGGGCGCCGACGUGCAGCUGGCACGGGGUCUGUGUGCCCGCCUGCACGCCGCCCGCACUGGGCGCCACGAGGUGGGCCUGUUCUCUCUGCGCCUGCUCUUCCUGCUCUCUGCGCUGCGACCAGACGUCCGGGGGGCACUCCGGAGGGAGCUGCGUGCCGUGGGGCUCCUCAAAGAGGUGCUGGAGUGUACCCUGGAUGUACGCUGGGUGGGCCCCUACGAGGCGGCCCCUCCGGACCCCCAGGCCCUGCCCAUCCCUGCUGAAGACAACGAGAGGGCCAUGGAGGCCCUGAAAGCCCUGUUCAACCUCACGCUGUCUGACACUAGCGACGAGGAUGGUGACCACCAGCUCCGCCUCAUCACCGCCAUCAUGCGCCAUCUAUUGAUGCUAAAGACUCAGACAGAGGACAAAACAGAGGAAGCACACAGCCACGCGAUCAAUUUGCUUAGUAACCUGCCUGUGUCUUGUCUGGAUGUGCUGAUUGAUUUGCCCGUCCAGGGGGGCCAGGAGGAGUACAGCGGGAAGAACAUGGACAUUGUGCAGGUGCUACUGGACUUCAUGGAGAAGAGGAUAGACAAGCAGGGCGCCAACUACAAAGAGGGGCUGACCCCAGUUCUCAGCCUGCUGACCGAGGGCUCCAGGUACCACAGGGAGAUCCGCAGAUACAUCAAGACACAGGUGCUGCCCCCUCUGAAGGAGGUCAAGGUCCGGCCGGAGAUCGGGUCCACCGUCAGGAACAAGCUGGUGCGUCUCAUGACCCACGUGGACAUGGGUGUGAAGCAGAGCGCAGCAGAGUUCCUAUUUGUCCUCUGCAAAGAGAACGUGGACAACCUGUUGAAGUACACAGGGUAUGGUAACGCAGCAGGACUCCUGGUGGCUCGAGGCCUGCUGGCAGGGGGGCGAGGAGAGACAAAGUAUUCAGAUGACGAAGACUCCGACACUGAAGAGUACAAAUCGGCWAAACCUUUCAUCAACCCCAUCACGGGCCACGUGGAGGAACCCUUGCCUAACCCCAUAGAAGAGAUGACUGAGGAGCAGAAAGAGUACGAGGCCCAGGAACUAGUCAACAUGUUCGACAAGUUGUCAAGGCAGCAGCUGAUUAGGCCCAUGGGGGUGAGGCGGGAUGGCUCACUGGCGCCCCUAGAGGAGGCUCUGAGACAGCCCACGACUGACAGCUGCAGCUCAGACUCAGACUAGAGCCACUACCACCCCAGACCCCAUAUACCUAUAAUAGGCUGUGUCCAACACAGUUCCCCUUUCCUCACACCCCUGUCUGUCUGUCUUCUUCUGUCUGUCAGACUGACGGGACCUUGCCCCGGCCUUUCCUCACACCCCUGUCUGUCUGUCUGUCUGUCUGACGGGACCUUGCCCCGGCCUUCCUCACACCCUUGUCUGUCUGUCUGUCGGGACUUGCCCCGGCCUUUCCUCACACCCCUGUCUGUCUGUCUGUCUGUCUGUCGGGACCUUGCCCGGCCUUUCCUCACACCCCUGUCUGUCUGUCUGUCUGUCUGUCUGACAGGACCUUGCCCCGGCCUUCCUCACACCCCUGUCUGUCUGACUGACGGGACCUUGCCCCGGCCUUUCCUCACACCCCUGUCUGUCUGUCUGUCUGUCUGUCUGUCUGUCUGUCUCUGUCUGUCUGUCUGUCUGUCUGUCUUGUCUGUC